Molecule: messenger RNA, 5379 nt
Organism: Malania oleifera
Lineage: Eukaryota; Viridiplantae; Streptophyta; Magnoliopsida; Santalales; Ximeniaceae
Exons: 8
Coding region: 165-5111 (1648 amino acids)
Source: RefSeq, a predicted model, not a curated record
CUCGCCCUCUCUCUCUCUGUCUCUCUCUCUCUCUCUCAUCUUGACUUUCAAGUACUCUCUGGUUCUACUGUAAUUCCUUCUCUACUCUCUCUCUCUCUCUCUCUCCCCGAUGGGCGCGUUGAAAUCGGGAAGAAAUUGACAGAGAGAAGACGGGAAGAAGGAAGAUGUUCAGGUUGCACAAACACAAGCCUGACAAAUCUGGCGAGAGGAUUGAUUUCAGCUUCUCCAGCUUUCAGGCUCUUCAGGUACCAAAAGGAUGGGACAAGCUUUUCGUGUCUAUUAUCUCUGUGAAAACUGGGAAAACUAUCACCAAGUCAGGGAAAGCAUCUGUACGCAAUGGGAAUUGUCGAUGGACAGAUACUUUGUCAGAAUCACUUUGGAUUUCACGUGACAAUGCUUCAACAGAGCUUGAGGAUUGCCGCCUUAAGUUUGUUGUUGCCAUGGGAUCGUCUAGAUCUGGUAUCCUUGGAGAGGCUACAGUUAAUCUGGCAGGGUACAUAAGUUCAAAAGUUUCUAAUCCUGAAUCAUUGCACUUGAAAAAAUGCAAUCAUGGAACAAUUUUACAGGUUAAAAUUCAGUGCCUCACACCAAGAGCGAAACUCAGGCAUGGACAUUGGAAGGAAACAGUUUCAUACAUGGAAAAUAUCAAUGCGACUUAUGACGAGAUUGAAAACGAAUCUGAUGUUUCUGAUGGUGCAUUUAGUAGAAGUGUCAGAUCUUCCUCUAGUAAUAUCCUGGAUGGCACAUCUCAUCAGGAAGAACUUUGUAGUAGGGGAACAAGUUUCUCAGCAUUAGGUUCUCGUAAUAGUUUUGAUUCUAUGGAGGGUUCUGCCUGGAGGGAAAGUUCUUCCCCUCGAAGUAACAUAAGUGGGGUUAUAAACAAUAGGAUUGGAAGACAAGAUUCAGUUGACUCUCAGAAUAGUGUUCCGUCUAGCACUUAUUCUGUUGAUGAUCCUAUCAACAACUUUUCUUUUAAAUCAAAGGUCUUUUCAGGAAGUCAAAUUCCAAUUCCACGAGAUGAUUCUCCCCAUUCUAUUGCCACAUCACCAAUACAGAGUGCUAGUUCUUCGAAAGGGCUUCUAGAGACUGCAGAAGUUACAAUUGUGGAGCUUCGUGCAGAAGCAAGGAUGUGGGAACAAAAUGCUCGGAAGUUGAUGAAUGAUCUUGAAAUGUUAAAGAAAGAAUGCUCUGACCAAUCAAAAAACCAAGCAAAUCUAGAAAUGAAGCUUUCAGCAUCACAGGCAGAAUGUAAAGGCUUGAAGGAGGAAGUUGAACGACUGAAAAUAUUAUUGGAGGAAUCAGUAGUGAAACAAGAAGCAACUGAGAAUUUGAAGUUUCACACCAAAGAUGUGAAUGGUAUACAGAAGGAAUUGGAAGAUGAGAUAAAGUUUCAGAAGGAAUCAAAUGUGAAUUUGUCUGUACAGCUAAAGAAAACCCAAGAGUCAAAUGUUGAGCUCAUUUCCAUUCUUCAGGAGCUGGAAGACACCAUUGAAAAACAGAAAAUGGAGAUAAAUAAUCUUCUAACACUGAAAGUGAAGUCUGAAGAUAUGGAGAAGUCCAUCUGUGAACAUGAUGACAGUUCAAGUGCAAAUCCUGCUGGAGAAGUUUUCACCAAGAAGAUGAUAAAGGCUGCUUCUGAUUCAGACUUGGAAGGUAAUAUUGUUGAACAUCCAGUAAGAGAUUCACAAGCAGAGUUUAAACCAGAGAACAGGAACUUGGAGCCCCAGCUCCAGAAGUUGCAAGAAAGCAUCCAAUUUCUGGAAAAAGCCCUCGAGGAAAAAGAUAGGGAGAUAGAGCUCAAACAAGGUUUCAGAACUCAAUCUCUAUUGGAUUGUGAAGCGAAAUGGAUGUGUAAGUUGGUGGCAAAAGAGCAAGAAAUUAUUAUUUUGGAGAAAAAGCUAUCCGAAGUUCUUGAUGCUCAAGGUUCAAAGGAAAUGAAUUUUGAAAGGGGAGGGGAUCACAACCUAAACGAAGAACUUAAAGCUUUAAAGGACAAGAUGCAGGAGCUGGAGAGAGAUUGCAAUGAGCUUACAAAUGAAAACCUGGAACUUCUGUUUAAGCUCAAAGAAUCAAAAAAGGAUCCUCUAACACGCAAUAACUCUGAUAAUUUCUCAUCCUCCUUAUGUGCUUCUACUGAUUGUCCCACUACCUUUGAAUCUGAAAUAACUGAACUCAAGUCCCAAAUAUAUCAGCUUGAACAAGAGCUGAAGAAGAAGGAAAUCUUUAUUAAAGAACUAGCUGCCAACAGCAUACAAAAUCAAUCCUUGGAUCUUGAGAAUAAGAUUACUGACCUGGAGCUCCAAUUGCAAGCUUUCAAGGAUAAAGCUUGUUAUAUCAAUGGUGAACUCCAUGAAUGUCGUGCCAAAGCAGAAGAGCGGGAAAAUGUAUUUGCUGCACUGCAACAACAGUUAGAAUGUUUCCAGGGAAAUAAAACCGAGACAGAUCAUUUUGUCCCUCUCUGUAGAAAAUUUGAAAAUUGUAAAUCCCAUGUUGCCACUGAAUUGUCUAAGAUUUUUUAUGAGUUAUGCAAACAGCUGCAACAAUAUUUAGCCAACAUAAAUAAGCAACAGUGUUCUCUUUGUUUUUCUGUGAAUACGGGGGAUAUUCAGAGUUUCUAUAAUCCAGAGAUCAGUGAAAUCCAAGAUCUGAUGACUCAAAAAGAGCAAGCUGAAGCUAUUUUGAGCAGUUUAAUCCAGCUGAACAAGUUCUUUGAAGGAAAAGAUGAACUUCAAUGUAGUGAAGCUGAUAUCAAAGCAGCAGUUGCAGACUCAGAUGAAUUCCAAAACAAACUGGAUGGUCAUUUGAAAGAAAAUCUUUGUUUUCCUAUUGAAGUGCCAAAGAAUUUCUAUGUGGAACUGGAAACUAAAUUUGCAGAUCUAGGUAAAGAACUGUCGGGAAAAAUUUCUGAGAUACAAGAGCUUAGGGCUGACCAUUCGUUGAAGGUAGAGGAGAUAGAGGCCCUAAGGUGUUGCCAGAGGGAAUUGGAAAUUCAAAUAUCUGAUCUUCAAAAGGAAAAAACAAAGUCGGAGGAAAAUAUGAAGAUUCUGCUGAGACAAAGUCGCAUCACCUCUGACUGUCUGGAUAAUGUACGGAAUGAUAUGGUGGUGCUUAAUAGCUAUAUGGAUUCUCAGGUUUCUGCCAACAAGGUUCUUGAGAAGAAAUCAUUGGAACUAGAAAGUGGCAAAGAUGAACUGGAGCUCCACUUAUCCGAAUUAGAAGAAGAAAAUGUACAACUAUCGGAACGGGUGUCUGGUUUGGAAGCUCAACUAAGAUACUUGACUGAUGAUAAGGAGUCAAAUCGUUUGGAGCUGCUAAAUUCUGCCUCUCAUGCCAUGGAACUCCAGGAUGAGAUUAAAAGAUUGGAAACUGAGAUGGAAGAACAAAAAUUUGACAUGAAACAGAAGUUGCAGGACAUGCAAAAGAGGUGGUUAGAAGCUCAGGAAGAGUGUGAGUAUCUGAAGAGAGCAAAUCCAAAAUUACAAUUGACAGCUGAAAGUCUUAUUGAAGAGUGUAGUUUGCUUCAGGAGGUGAAUGUAGAGCUAAGGAAGCGAAAAAUGGAAUCAGAUGCGCACUGUACAGUCUUGGAUGCUCAACUGAGAGAAUCACAUGAAAAAUUUUCCAAUAUCUCAAAGAAAGCUGAAGCGUUAGAAGCAAAAUUUUCUUCAAUGCUGGAAGAAAUUGCUUCAAAAGAGAGAAUCCUGAGUUCACAACUAGAUGCAGUUCUUUAUGAACACAAAGAAUACAAAGAGAAACUUGUCCUGGGAGAGAGCCUCUUAAAUCAGAUGUACCUGGAGAAGGCAGAAGAAGUUGAGAACCUUCAAAGAGAGGUAGCACACCUCACUGAGCAGAUAUCCGCAACUCAUGAUGAGAGGGAAAGAGCAGCUUCAAAAGCUGUGCUAGAAGUUUCUAGCUUAUGGGCAGAUAAAUCAAAGCUGGAAGCUGCUUUUCAAGAAGUCCAAGGAAAACUCAAGUUGUGUGAGAAGAGACUUGCAACUCUCCAGAUAGAAUCUGAAAAUAAGGUGCUACUGCUUAUGGGUGAGCUCACUACCUCUCAACAGGAUCAUGAAAUUUUGAUGGCUAGCCACAAAAAACUUCUAGCAUUGUUGGAGGAUGCCAAUUCUAAUGAAGAGAGACUCAAAAGUACUGUUUGUGGGCUGGAGUUGAAACUUCAAGCUUCUGAGUAUGAAAGGCUUCAACUGGAAGAACGAAUUGCAGGCCUUAAUGUUAAAUUGCACAAAAUACCAGUGCUCCAAGAUGAAAUCUUGGCUCUAAAGACUUCACUAAAUGCUGCUAAAUUUGAAAAUGACGGGCUGGAAGCAUCAGUUAAGUUAUUAUCCGGAGAGACUGAAGAUUUGAAGGCUGAGAAGACUUCAUAUGUUCAGAAAAUCUCGAGUAUGCAGAAGACAAUAUCUGAAUUAGAAGAUUGCAGACACUAUAAAGUUUCCCUUGAGGAGAAGAUUCUGCGGCUAGAAGGGGAUUUAAUAGCAAGGGAAGCAUUAUGUGCCCAGGAAGCUGAAUUGAAGAAUGAGCUUGGCCGGUUGAAGAUAACACAUAGCCAAUUUCAGCGAAAGAUAAAAAUUCUUGAGGAAGAGAAAGAAGAGUGCCUGAAGAGAGCUCAAGCCCUUGAAGAGAAGCUGAAACAGAUAAAAGAAGGAAAACUAGGUCCAAGUGACUCCAGUGCUAAAGACUUUUACACUGAAUCCAGCUGCACAAGUAUUUCUGUCCUUGAUGAGUUAAAGUUCUCAGAGGUUGAUGGUGGGCACUGUACUAGUGGAAGUUCUCAAGUUGCUGGUAUUGAUCCAUUCUCAAAAAUCCAGAAUGAAAUUGCUGAGGCAUUGGGAGCGAAUGACUUGUACAAAAAACAGCUUAAUAGGUUGUUGUCCGAGGGGAAAAACAGUGAUCUAGAUGCCCCAAAGAGUUUGCCAGUUUCAGACGAUGCAGCAAGAAAAAAAGGAAGUGAGCACAAGGAAUCAUCGCUUGAGGAAGAGCUGAGAGACAUUCGUGAGCGCUACUUUCGCAUGAGCCUCAAGUAUGCUGAGGUAGAGGCUCAGCGCGAGGAUCUCGUCAUGAAGCUCAAGGAAGUCAAUAAUGGAAGGAGCUGGUUUCCAUAACUCACAGAGAAUGGUGAGUCUCAUCUUAUAUAUUCUUUUUCCUAACACUUCGCAUUCUUUCAAGAUUCAUAGCUCUAAUUCAAUUAACUAGAAGAAAAUAAAAUGUAUAUAGCAUUUGGAGGAUGAAAAAAGGCAAUGAAAAAAAAUUACCUGUAACAAAAUUUAAAUAGGUGAGUUGGCGAUGUUGGGCGCAAGGCAUGGUUGUCAGUAUGUUAGAUUAUUAAAAUGAAAUUAUAAUUGUCGAUUCCAGGCAAAAUUACAUGUAAAA